Ipomoea nil (Japanese morning glory) is the source of this 597-nucleotide messenger RNA. RefSeq lists its product as uncharacterized. The record is from RefSeq and is a predicted model, not a curated record. The coding region runs from base 1 to 597 and encodes 198 amino acids. The transcript has a single exon. Lineage: Eukaryota; Viridiplantae; Streptophyta; Magnoliopsida; Solanales; Convolvulaceae.
AUGGUAAAUCCACAUCCGAAUGGUCUCCUACGCGGAUUUGGGGAAACCAUAGAUGAUUGCCAACUGGCACAGAUGCCCAUGCAAGGAUAUCCGUAUACGUGGAAGAAGAGAGAGGGGACAGAGUACUGGUUGGAGGAGAGGUUAGAUAAGGUGCUAGUAACUGAGUCAUGGAGGAGUUUGAAUGUACAGGCCAGUGUAUUAAACAUGCUGACGCGCAGGUCUGAUCAUUCGGCUCUGUAUCUGGGAAUCCGGGAUGAUAUAAGGGGAGUGGGGCAUAGGGCAAACAGUUUCAUGUUUGAAAUGGCUUGGCUACAUGAUGAGGGGUGUAGGGAGGUGGUGGAGAGGGAAUGGGGAGAGGGGAGAGUAAUGGGUUUGCAGGAUUGUCUCCAGCUGUGUGGGAGGAGGUUAACUGCCUGGGGGGAAGACCGUUUUCAUAAGUUCGGGGCCCAAAUUAAACGGUUGCUCAAACAGCAGGACCGGCUGAGGGGAAGGCGGGAUUUAGCUUCAUUGGUUGAGUUUCGUCAUCUAGAGGCUGAGUUGUGUAAAUUGGAGGCAAUGGAUGAUGCAUUCUGGAAGCAGAGGGCAAAGCAACAUUGA